CUUUCUUAGUUUGGCGGUUAAACUGGUGUUAUUCAUCGAGUUAAACUUGUUAUUAUCACCACAACUCUACUUUGUCUGUCUGCCUUUUCAAUCCGGCUCUCUCUUUCCCUCUGUUUUUCUCUCUUCUUCUGAAACAGUCUAUUGUAUUUAAUUAUAUUAAAAUUAUUAACUGAACUUAUAUAUUGGUGACACAAAUCUAUACUUAUUUUAUUUUUUGGUAAUCGGUGUAAUUAAAUUGUAAAAUCAUGGCUGAAAAUGGAGAACAAGAAGCUCUUAACCAAAUGAUCCAAGGUAAAAGACACCUUCUCAUAAAGGAUUACUAUUCAGCUGCCCAAAGCUUUGAAAAGGUUUGCCAAUUAUUGGAUACCAAGUAUGGUAAAUGUUCUGAUCAGUGUGGUGAUGCUUACCUUAAUUAUGGAAUUGCGUUACUUGAAUUGGCAAGACAAGAAACUGGAGCCAAUGAAGGCCUUGUCAACGCUAAAAUAAAUGACCCUUCUGGUUCAGAAGAUGAAGAUGAAGAGGAAGGUGAUGGUGAUGGUGAAGAAGAAGGAGACGAAGAAGGGAAUGAAGAAGAUGAAGAAGCAAAUGAAGGAAAAACCGAUGAUGAAGGUAAAAAAACUGACGUUGAAGAAGACUUGGCUGUUUCAGACCAAGAACAGACCAAAGAAGAUGAAAAGACUUCUGAAGAUCAGGUUAAAAAGACCGAACCUUCAGAAUCUAACAACGUAACCGUAAAUGGUAAAGAUCCAGAGGCUGUCAUUACGAAAGAAGCUGGUGAUGAAAAUGGUGAGAGUACUGAAAUUAAAAAAGAUCCAAUAAAUGAACCAUGUGGCUCUUCUGCUGGCCCUCCUGAUGAUUUAAAUGAACCUAGUACAUCAACUGGUAUUAAAAGAUCUGAUGACGACGAUGAUGGGGAACCAACAAAUACAGAAAUUGCAUGGGAAGUGUUGUCCAUUGCUAAAGAAAUAUUUACUAGACAGUUGAGUAAUGGCGAAGAUGUCAAAUAUAAACUGGCAGAGGCUUUACAAAAACUCGGUGAGAUUGCCACAGAAUGGGAAAACAAUGAAUUAGCCAUUGAUUUGUUAACACAAUGUUUAAAUCUAAGGGAACAAUCUCUUCCUGAGGAUGAUAGACUGAUCGCUGAAACUCAUUAUCAUAUUGGAAAUGCUCAUUCCUUCAUAUCUCAAAUCGAAAAAGCUAAUGAAUGUUUCCAAAAAGCUAUUGAUGUCAUUAAGAAAAGAAUUGACAACAAAAAGCGAUCUUUAGAAGAUGAAAAAAUUGACCAAGAGACGACAUUCAACAUUAAAGAAGAAAUCCAAGAGCUAGAAGACUUACUACCUGAGAUGGUGGCUCGAAUUGAAGAUCGUGCCGAUCAAAUGAUGGCUACAAUUAAAGAUGCUUUAAAAUUAGCUGCUAACGAUAAAGAGGAAGAGGAAAGAGCCGCUAAACUUAAAGCUAUGGAGCCUAAACCGGUCAACAAUAUCAGUCAUCUAGUUAAACGAAAGCGUGUUGACAAUGUUGAAUCAAAUGGUACAACAGGUGGAACCAAGAAAUUGUGUACAAAUGAACAUCAAGCAAAAGAGGUUGAAAAAACUGACGUUUCUUAGAUUAAAGCUUAAAUAAUCAUUCUGAAUAUUAUUAUCCAACAAAAUUGUACUUCACUUUUAAAUUCAAAUUUCACUCAAACGAUUUGAACGAAAAUAUGUGCACAAAUUUUCAUUAAGCUCUAUAUGUAAAGAACUAAAACAAAUGUCGUUUCUUAAUUAAAAUUUACGCAUAUCAAA
Molecule: messenger RNA, 1784 nt
Organism: Tetranychus urticae (two-spotted spider mite)
Lineage: Eukaryota; Metazoa; Arthropoda; Arachnida; Trombidiformes; Tetranychidae
Product: histone-binding protein N1/N2
Biological process (GO): CENP-A containing chromatin assembly; DNA replication-dependent chromatin assembly
Cellular component (GO): nucleoplasm
Molecular function (GO): histone binding
Source: RefSeq, a predicted model, not a curated record